UCUUAAGCCCUUGAAGUGCACUAAACCACCGGGGGAUCAGUCUCGAUGGGACAUGCACAAGUGUAAUCCCUGUUCUGCCCUGUAUACAGUACCAAGAAGUGUUGUUUUCAUUCGCCGUCCCCAGUUUAAGUUGCUUUUCCCAAGGCGACAGCUGACCGGAGAUGUGAAACUGCCACGAACCAUGAGGAACCGCGUGGCUUUGGGCUUUUGGGAACAUGUCGGUUCUUUGCCAGCAUGGAAGGGCUUUUAAUGUGAGGGAUGUCAUGUAACAGACUCAUCUUAAAGUGGGUGGUCUGGCCCUCUUCUGUGGUACCGAGUGUUCGGCGUCCUCCCUACUUGAUGUGGGGACAGCUGAGGCAUCUUCUCCAGGCCUGUCGGCACGACGAGGGUUACUUCGCCAACGGAAGUUAUGAAAAUGAGGACGAGAACGAAAAUACGGAGGAUGGAUCAAAGGAUCCCAUAUCCUUUCAGCCCAUGGGAUCAGAGCGGAUGGAGAUGCGAAAGAGGCAGAUGUCGGUGCAGCAGGAGUCGGUGGCGGGGACCACAGCACCGGCGCAGAACGAGCAGCCCGGCCAGGGAAACCGUGCCUCCAACGCCUGCUGCUUCUGUUGGUGCUGUUGCUGCAGCUGCUCCUGUCUCACUGUUAGGAAUGAAGACAGAGAUGAGAGGAACCGGAGAGCCUCGUAUGACUUUAAAGCAGACGGGGACGCAGACUUCGAGGAAAGUCCAAAACCAACUGCGGAGGAGAUCUGCCUAUGGGGGCAAUCCUUCGACAAACUGAUGAACUGCCCCUCUGGAAGAAGUGCCUUCCGGCAGUUUCUGCGCACUGAGUUUAGUGAGGAAAACAUGCUCUUCUGGUUGGCCUGCGAGGAGUUCAGAAAGGAGGCCAAUAAAAGCGUCAUCGAAGAGAAGGCUCGAAUAAUAUAUGAAGACUACAUCUCUAUUCUCUCGCCCAAAGAGGUGAGCCUCGACUCCAGAGUUCGAGAGGUUAUAAACAGGAACAUGCUGGAACCAACAUCCCACACGUUUGAUGAUGCCCAGCUCCAGAUAUACACGCUAAUGCAAAGAGACUCAUACCCGCGAUUCAUGAACUCCCCGGUCUACAAAAACCUGCUCAAGACAGUCUCUGAAACUCAGUCGGUGGAAUCUUAGAUCUCUGUGAUCCCGGUUGAAUCCCCCCUCCCCCCUUCCCUAGCUUCGUUUGUUUUCUUUCCUUGUGUAGAAUAUGUUUUAAAAGGACCUCACUGUGGGUCCUCCCAGGGAUUUUACUGCUAUAGCGAUCUGUACCUGAAAAAAAAAAAAAAAAGACGCUCAGGUCUCCAGGUCACUGGAUUAAAAAAAAAAAGUCUCAAAUUUCCUGAGGGCUCAACACCACAAGUACUGCUACAGAUCAGCAUAGCAACAGAUGCUCCAAAGGAUUAUCAGUGCGUUUCGAUGUUUUCAUGAAAAUAAUCUAUUUUAUUUGUGUUGAAGUUUUUUAUUAUUAAUAUUAUUAUUAUUUUUCAUUCUUUUUUUGUAUCAAUGUUUGAAGGAAGAUGUGAUACCAAUUGUGGGCUAUAUACAGUAUAUACGGUAGAUAUAUUUAUGAAUUUGUAUUACAUUUCUUCAACUUUUAGUUUUUCUUGUGUUACAAUAUUUAACGAAAAGGGAAUUAUGGGUAACACGUAUUGUCCGUUUAUGAAAAACUGCGUAUGAGAAUCAAAAGCUCAAGUCAAGGCAACACUUCAGAUCUACUUGCGGUACACAGUAUUGUUUUUUUCAGCUGUUUUACACACUACUCCCUGUUUAACGACUUGGCAUCUCCAAUGAGGAAUCAAAAUUAUAUAUAUUUUUAAAUCUAAUAAUCGUAAUAAUAAUACAUAUAAAGGGGGAAAUAUAAAAAUUACUAAUACAUGAUCAAAAUGUACUAAUGAUAACAAUAACAAAGUGUUGGAUAAGAAAAAGAUAUAAAAGGGAUAGUUCACCCCAAAAUGUAAACAUUUGGUUAUCUUAUCUCCAGGCCAUCCAGCUAGAAGAUUAAGAACGUUUUUUUAAUCCAAUAUUGUGGGGUUUAUUGAUUCAUAAAAUGCAAAACAAUGACUACUGGCUAGUGAUGCUCGGAUGGCAGUUAUAUCCACAGGUGCUGCAGAUAAUCUGCAGGUCGGAUAAUAAAAAAAAUACAUUAAGAUCAAUUGCUGGUGGGUCGCGGGUUAAUGUGUUUAUUUCUUAAUGAUUUUUGUUUUGCAUUUUUUAAUCACAUCCUGUAAAAUAAAAAUGUGUUUAUAAUACUUUUUUUAUCAGGCAAACGAACCCUAAUUUGCAGGUUAAUAAAAAAAUAUGCACGUGGUGGGGGAGAUCCAUUUGUUGAAGCAGAAAGGGAGGCAAAACCGAUCCGAUGGAAACUUAAAAACAAAGAAUUAAACA
Danio rerio (zebrafish) is the source of this 2403-nucleotide messenger RNA. The record is from RefSeq and is a predicted model, not a curated record. Lineage: Eukaryota; Metazoa; Chordata; Actinopteri; Cypriniformes; Danionidae.